Messenger RNA from Entamoeba nuttalli P19, 2013 nucleotides. Its product is annotated as protein cwfj c-terminus 1 family protein. Gene Ontology annotation, molecular function: RNA lariat debranching enzyme activator activity. Bases 1 to 2013 code for a protein of 670 amino acids. The record is from RefSeq and is a predicted model, not a curated record. NCBI's taxonomy places the organism in Eukaryota, Evosea, Mastigamoebida, Endamoebidae. Gene Ontology annotation, cellular component: post-mRNA release spliceosomal complex. Gene Ontology annotation, biological process: mRNA splicing, via spliceosome. The transcript has a single exon.
AUGAGUCGUCAAGGGAGAUAUGAAGAAGCAGGUAAUGAGUGUGUUGAUGCAUGCCCACCACCUGAUAAAGGAGAAGAGAAAGAGAUGAGUAUUUUAGAACCGCCUAAAGAAAUUAAUAGAAAAAUGGAGGAAGUGAUUAAAAAGUUAAAAAGUUCAAUACAACUGAAAGUCCAACAAGACAUAAUAAGAGAAAUAAGAGAAAAGAAGAAGGAAGAAACCCUAACUAACGAAGAGCCAAUGCUAAUUCAUAAAGAGGUUCAAAUACCAAUAGAUCAAGAAACAAUAAAUGAACAAAAUGAACUGAAAGUCAUAACGAAAGACAAAUAUGAUAAUACAACUCAACAAAGCAAUGAUAACCAUACUGAUAAUGAUAUUACAUUGAAUAAAAGAAUUGAUGAGAAAGAAAAUGAAAUCAGAAUGAGUCAAUUACAAAGUUAUGAGAAAGAUGAAAUGAUUUUAAAAGAACAAAAGGAAGAAAAAGAAAAUGGAGUGAUUAAAAGUAAAUUUCUGUUUGUUGGUCCAAUAUAUGGGAAUUAUAUUGUUCAUCUAUUUGAAAAAAUAGAAAGAGUAAUAAAUAAGAAAGGAGAAUUAAAAGCAGUUAUAAUAUUAGGUCUUAUUCAUAACGAAGAAAUUAUCAUACCAGAACCUCCAUGUCCGAUUUAUAUAUUAGCAACACCUUCUACUAAUCAAUUAAAACAACCAAUUCCAACAAACGUAUAUAUAUUAAAUGGACUUGGAGAUUUAAAGAUUGGUACAUUUACAUUAGUUUAUAGUAGUAUUGAUGAAGCAGAAGAUGAUGUUAGUUAUCAAGAAACUAAAGACUUAGCAACAAAAUAUUAUCUUCAGAAGAGUUGUGAUUUCUUUAUAUCAACAUAUUGGCCAUCAUAUAUUCUUAAUGAAUUAGAUAAUAACGAAAAACCAGCGUUUCAUGUUGACUAUUCUUAUGUUGCUUCAAUUAUUGCACGUGCAUGUUGUCCAAGAUAUCAUCUUACAAUUGGAAAAGAAUAUUAUGAAAGAGUUGAGUUUACUAAUAAAACAGAACCUCGAAUGCAAAACAAUAACUUAAUUUAUCCUACUAAAUUUUAUUCUUUAAAUCCUGAGACAGAAGAAAGAAAUUUAAAGUCAAUUAUAUUCUUAAAACUUAUUUCAGUAGAAGAAGGUGCGUUACAAAAUAACACAAGAAUUCUUGGAGUUAAUCCUUAUUCUGACAUUAAACUUACUCAAUCUAAAUUUAACGAAUUCAAAAAGCCAUUAUGUCAAUCUCAUGUAACUAUUGUUUCUUCAAUACCUACAAAUAAACAAGAAAACCGUCAACAUGUUAUAAGUACUUCUGAAACUAAUAAAAAGUCAUUAUAUCCUCAAAAUUAUAAAAUUAAUAAUUGUUGGUUUUGUUUAUCAAAUUCAAAAAGUGAAUUAAAACUUAUUAUAUCUUGUGGAUAUUAUAACUAUUUAUCUUAUACUAAAGGUCCAUUAAUUGAUAAUCAUUUUCAACUUAUUCCAAUUCAUCAUAUUCAGUCUUAUAAAAUGAUGUCACUUGUUGGUUUAUCUGAAUUAAAUAAUUAUUAUACUUCAUUGAGAAACUUUUAUCGUGUAGAGAAAAAAGAAUUUAUUGUUUUUGAAACAGUUGUCAUGAACCAAAACUCUCAAUGUCAUACAUUCCUUCAAAUCUUUCCAUUUGAAUUAACUAAGAGUGAAGAUCUUAUCAAACACAUUGUUAGAUUCAUAACUCCAUUAAAUGGACAAUGUCAACUCAUUCAACUCUCAAACCCUAUUGCCUUUAAUGAAAUUCCAUCUCAAACAACAUACAUUUAUUUCACUCUCUCUGGAAUUGUUAGUUAUUAUUUCAUUGUACAAAACCAAAUUAAACCAACAAUAGCAAGAGAAAUAAUGGUAAUGUGGUUCAAUUUGCCUGACCGGUUGAUAUGGAAACAAUGUCAAGAAGAAUACUCAGUAGAAGAGAGAAAAGCAAGGGAUUUACGCCAUAUGUUCUCAAACUUCGACACAGUAAUUUAA